Actinia tenebrosa (Australian red waratah sea anemone) is the source of this 3301-nucleotide messenger RNA. RefSeq lists its product as uncharacterized. The record is from RefSeq and is a predicted model, not a curated record. Lineage: Eukaryota; Metazoa; Cnidaria; Anthozoa; Actiniaria; Actiniidae.
GGUCCGUGAUCAUAAUAUCUAAACAGGAAUAUUAAAUGCUAUUCGCCUGGGUUACCAUCUGUAAAAGACUACAAGCUAUAUAUUCUACCAAUUUAGAACGUAAAAUCGAUCCUUGAACGCUGAAUCUAAACGAGAACUCCUCUGGUUAUCCACAUAUGUUGAUCAAAUUGGUAUCUACGUGGCAUCAGACAAUGCGAUACCCUCGUUUAAGCGACGAUCACCGCUGAAACUGACUUGAAAAUAUUUAAAUAUUUGUUUGUGCUUACAACCUUAGUUUUUGGGGCUUCGUUUCUUCAGUCAUGGAACAAGCAAGAUCAACAACACAGCAAGAUCAAGUGUGGAGAAACGGGGCUUUUAAGGCAGUUGUAAAAUCCAUCUUGAAUCCAAGAGAAACGGAACAUAAUUACAAACUGUACAUCAAUUCUUUAAAACGGUACAAAACUUUUGAGGAACAACUAAAAGGCGAAAGUGGAAGAUAUGUUGAGCUUCUAAUGUCUGGAAGCAUGGCUGAAAGUUUAUUUGCGACUCACUGGGUAUACGAGGACGGCAGACGGGAAGCAAAAAAUGAUAUCGACAUUAUGCUUGUGGAUUUUUCGAUGAAAGUCGUAGAGAGGAAAGCAGUUAACAGUUCAGUAGGCUUUAACGAUUUUGCUGCAGUAGUACAUGAUAAUAACCAUUUCUCGACGGCAGAAUUGUCUCAUCCUAUGGAUCAAAAGUGCUACGACCAAAAAGAUGUUCCACUCCUGGAUACGGAAAUGUCUGCUACUGGUUCGUUACAAAAUGGGUCUGGAAGCGAGAGGAGUUCCGAGGAAUUUGCCUGGAACAUUAAUGGGGAUUCUAGGGAGUCUGAGGAUCCUACUGGGGAUUCUACUCCCGGAGAUUCUACUGAUCCGGGCUCAUUACAAAAUGAGUCUGGAAGCGAGAGGAGCGCCGGGGAUUCUGAGGAUUCUACUGGGGACUCUGGGGACUCUGAGGGUUGUGCUGGAGAUUCUAUUGCCGGGGAUUCUAACGAUUACGAUGAUUCUACUGACGGGGAUUCUACUAACGAUGAUUCUGCUGACGGGGAUUCUACUGAUCCGGAAUCAUUACAAAAUGGGUCUGGAAACGAGAAUAACUCCGGGCAUUCUAUCGAUUCAGCAGAGAAACGAGAAUAUACACAAAAGGAUCUUUUUCUUGAGACAACCGAUCGUCCGGGCUACGUCCAGCUCCGCUAUGAACCUCAAAAAGAAGGAAAGUCAGCUUUCUUGUCAACAGACAAUUUUAAAGAGUUCUGGCGUGAGAUCGUUAACAAAACUGCACUAUAUUCUCUCGUGAGCGGACCUCAACUUCCAUCUGGUGGUGUUCUUGCUACGGGACCUGCACUCAACAGACGGGAUCGCCCUAAUAGUAGAAACAACUAUGCUCAUGAUUACGUCCCAUGUUUGCAGUGCCCUGAAUGGCCAUCAAUAGCAAACAACUGGUCUGAAAGGAGCAGGACAAUGGGGUGGCCUAGUAAAGACUUGAUUUCAGAUAUCUUAAGCAAAGGAUGUCACGUUGUGCCCGUAUCUCAUCAUGACAGUACUUCAUACAAUACUGAAUGGCGGCUUUCUUUUUCUUUGGCCGAGAAAAUGCUUGUGAAUUCUCUAUCAAAGGAACAACGUCAAAGUUACAUUGUCGCAAAGUUGAUCAUGAAAGAGGUCAUCCAGGAAAUAAAGAACAACGCUUUCCUUGAGAAAACACCAUCUUCCUAUCACUUGAAAACCAUUCUGUUAUGGAAAUGCGAAGAAAAGAAAUUAGAAGAGUGGAACAACAUUCUUAAUUCAGCAGUUGAAUUGCUAGAAAGCUUUGUUGAUCAUUUGUUAAGAGGCAACAUCCCAAACUACUUCAUUCCAGAGAACAACAUGGUGAGUCACAUUAGUCAUCAAGGUCUYGUUUCUGUGGCAAAUGGAAUUGCAGCAUCUCUCGAAGACAUUCCUGCAACAUUGCACAGAGUUUUCCAAACUGCCUAUGAAACUGUGCUGGACUUUGAUAAUGAUUAUUUCCCAGUUUUAAGGCUUGUUAAUUGUGAAUUAGAGAUGUUUUGUCAAACUGGUACAGCAGGAAAUAAACUUUAUCUUUGUUACAUCUUGAAUUCCUUGGUUGAUUCGCUGUCUGCUGCUAUUAUUGGAACAUCUGAUGAGCUGCAACAUCUUGACGACCACAAGCAUAUUUUAAAAAUUUAUUGUACACAUCAAAUUGCAGCGGGGAAUCCUCUAACACUACCAUCGCCUCCAGUUUUGGGAGCAGCAGAGCAAAGUACAACAGUGAUGCUCCUCUUCCAGUACCUGUACACUUUACUGCAAGACGACCACAUUCUGACCCAGCUACAGAAUGACAUCUUCGCAAUUUUGUCAAGAAUAUUCACCAGAAUUUUACCUGUUAUUUCUUUAAAUUUAAGCGAAGAAAUGUUUUGUGACUGUUGUGAAGAAAGCCUGAGAGUAUAUCAACGUGUGUGUACCAAACUUAAAAUAGAGUUAAGUUCAUAUCGCUCGUGUCAUGAGGAAUUAAUCGCACUACGCGGCCUUGAUUUUAUUUUCUUUAAGUGCAACGAGCUCGCUGAAAUGGAGGCCUUCGAGUUUGCUGCUAAGCGAUUUCAAAAAUUCAAAGAAGAUGGUCAAAUAGAAAAGGCAAAAUCCUUGGAAUGGUAAAAGGAAAACGUUUGAAACUCUGGCUUUUGCCACCCUGUUGACGAGAAGAUCGAAUCAAUUGAAAUUUUUAAUAUUUUUGAUAAUAUUUUAAAUAUUUUUAAGCCUUAAAAGGCCUAAGUUUAAGUACUUUUCUGAGGACCUAGCGUGAGAUGAUAUGCUCUCGUUUGACAUUUGUAGACUUUUGGAUUAUUUUUUUUAUAAUUCGGGACUAAAAUGCCGUAUUACGUAUAAAACAUUUUGUUUGACCUCAUCCAGUUGUUGUUCUAGUUCGUGUUCGCUUUGCACCAUCACGUGACGGCGCCCAUAAUACAGCUUGGACUGCCUGUGGUUAGAUAGGCAAAACGAUAAAAUCUUGUUGCUCUCUAUUGACAUUGGUCAUACAACGAACCGCUCAAAAAUUUGAUCAGUAAAUACCGUUUACACGGAGAUUAGAAAGAAUACAAAUCGCAGCUGAGGACAAACUGUAAAGCUGCGGUAAACUAGGUAGAGUGCAUACUAUAUAUCCGCGAAAAAGUUAAGUUUUUACAGAUUUAUGAUUUGCACACUAAGGCAAUGGAAUACGUCUAUUACUAUUAAAAGCUGAAAACGUAUUUAAUGAAAGAAUAUGUGUACAAUAAGACUCCGAAAUAAAGAUA